GAUGAUCAAGACUCAUCAAAACAAAAACUUGAUUUUAAAAAAUCUACUGCCAUGGCUGCUGAAAAAAGAUCAUUUCCCUUCUCUGAAUUAGAUAUUCCAACCACAUAUACAUCUGAAAAUAAAUGGAAAAGGCAAUGCAUAUCUUCAGAUUUCUUGAAAAGGCAUGAUAAAAGUAUGAUAGGUUCAAGUUUAAUGGAUGGAAUAACAAACUCACCUGCAGAAGAGGCAAGCAUGGAAUAUGAAAACUGCACAGACGUUCAUCACCAGAAUGGCCAAAUUGCAUUUAGAGAUCUUCAAAAUGGAUAUGACCCACAUGUUGAUAUUAGAUUCAAGAAUGGAUACAGUCUGCAAGCAAAUUCUAGUAUUCAGAAUGGACACAGUCUAAACUCAGAUUGUAGUAUUCAGAAUGGACACAGUCUGCUCAAUGAAACCAAUGACAACAACAACAGCAUCUCAGGGACAUCAGUGUGUAUUAGAUGCCAAGCUGGAGAACCAGGUCACAUUGGACACAUAGGUAGAUGACAAAAUGUGUAGCAGAUAUGUGAGAUAACACUCUAAUAAUGCGAUCAAAGAAAUCUGUCUCUGGAGUUUGGUGAUUAAAGCUCUUCAAUGAAAGGGUAAAAAUGGUGUAAAGUCAUUGUAAGGAGAGCACUUCCUCACUGCUGUAUAUACUUGUAGAGACUGAGGGAUACACAGUUAUUGAUAUGUUUUCAAGUCAAGACAGGAGUGUGCAGCUAUGAAAGGCAAAGCAUUGAUAGUAGGUUUAGAGAAAUUAGAAGCAGGGAAGAGUUUAAUGUCUGCUACAGUGUUGUCAAUGCAUAUUUUAAACUGUAAAAUUCAGGAAGGAAGGACUUGCAGAAUUAUGCAUUUUGUGUUUUAAACGCUGAGAUCUAUUUUGUAUUUUAUUUUUGUAGAAAAAUUCUUUCUGUCAUCUGUCAUCAUAUUGUUAGUAUAUGCCUGUACUUAAGUUGUAUUAUGUUGAAAUUUUUGUAAAUUUAAUGACAUAAAUAAGACUUACUAAUAUUAUGUUUGUAGUGAAAACUUUUGUUUGAAAACAUUGUAAAGAUGAACAUACAAGAGCUUUUGUUUUCAUGUAAGUGUCAGAAACAAAGAAAAAUGCUUUAAACUGCCACAAAAAAAUAACUCACUAGACAUCUAGGCCUCUUCAGUUAUUCUGCUGAAUGUGUUACCUGCCAUUUUUGAAAUAUGUUAACGUGUUAAUGUCACUUUGACCUACGAUAUUAGGCACCAUGCAUGCACCAUGAACUUGUACUCAGGAUCAGUUAUGUCUCCUCGAAAUUAUUUCAGCAGGCAUAUGAAGUCUUUGUAUUGUUUCAAUAUAUUAAGAAAGGUUCCUGUUAUAUAUGAUUUCUUAAAUUUACACAAAAAAAGGAAAAUUUACAGAGGUAGUGAUCAACACUUCAAAUUAUUACAUACCCAUUUUAAAACUGUUAAGUUUCAGUGGAACCUGAAACAUCAAUAUUUUUCCAUAUUGAUAUUCAAAUUUCAUAUCUGGUGUGUGACGUCUUUUCUAACGUAAGUUUCAUGUAUGUUGUCGCGUUUAAAAAUUCUUUAACAACAAUAUUUUCAAUUUCGCUCAGGCUUAAUAACAGAAUUGUAUCAUUUAUAUUAUAGUUUUUGGGGUGUAGAUGUGUAUGUAAUAAAAAGAUAAUUAGAUUUGCAUCAAAAAAUAUGCACACGUUCUUUCGCAGAAUAAUAUUGCGCUCCUUAAGUCAUGCAAUAUUUCCACUGCAGAACUCAUGCAUAUUUCUCGAUACAAAUCUAAUAAUCUAUAAUUGAGCCGUGCCAUGAGAAAACCAACAUAGUGGGUUUGCGACCAGCAUGGAUCCAGACCAGCCUGCGCAUCCGCGCAGUCUGGUCAGGAUCCAUGCUGUUUGCUUUUAAAACCUACUGCAAUCAGAGAAACCGUUAGCGAACAGCAUGGAUCCUGACCAGACUGUGCGGAUGCGCAGGCUGGUCUGGAUCCAUGCUGGUCGCAAAGCCACUAUGUUGGUUUUCCCAUGGCACGGCUCAAUUAUCAGUUGCAGGUCCUAUCAUAUUGUACACCUGAUCAGCCUAUGGCUGUUUUAUUACAUGUAUGGAUUUUUUAAAAAAUAUAUGAAUGAUGAUUAACUAAUUUAAGUUACUGUACAGUAAGAUCAUAUUAUGCAUGGUUUAAUGUUUAGUGUCACGCGUGUUUUCACUGCCCAGUUUAGCUGACUGUAUUAACCUUUAGCCUGCUGGCGGCAAGUGAUUCUGCCUUUGCGACCAGUGCAUCCAUGCAGUCUGAUCGUGGUCUGUACUGAUCGCUAUUCAGUCAAUAAAUUUUCAGUAAACUCCCCUUCAAAUAAUAAAUGGUAUUGCCCAAAUUGAAUGAUGGACCAGUCCAUUUUAGAAAUUUAGUAGGGUAAGGGUUGAAUAACUGAGCAUUAUCAUGAUGUGAUGCACAGUUUGUCAGUUGCAAAGUAAAAACUGCAGUAUUGUCAUUUAUUAGGUAUGCUGUGCAGUGGUAAAAACUUGAAAAUGACUAAACCCCUAAAAACCAGUUCUGAAAAAAAAUUGCUUGAAUUUCACCCAAAAACUCUUUGAAAAUGUUAUGUCAGCAACUUACCUUGGGAAAAGGAUAGAUUUAAGAAAAAAUAAAAGCAAAGUUAAUUAGUGCAAAAAUAUGGUGUGUUUUUUUCACUUAUCAGUCCUGGAAUGUACCAGUAGUGGUUAUAUAGCAGUCAUGACCACAUAUUAUUCACAGGUUACACAGAAUGCAAUUUCAGUUAUAAUGCUGUUUUUCAAAAUAGUUGAUAAAAUUUUAUCUGGUAUGAACGUUGUGAGAAAGAUUUGUAUAUAUUUAAUAGGGAAAGAUUUUCUCAAAAAAAAUUUCUAUGUAUCAGUAAUUGCUUUAUUUUUAGUUUUAAAUAUUUCAUACAAAUAAUUUGUUUCUGCAGUAUUUUUUCUCAUGUAUUUAGUUGAACAUACCAAUGUAAAUUGAGGAUUUAUACAGUCUUUUACUAUAUACAUUGUAUUUUAAAUCAAUGAUCAAAUGAAUUUAAUCAUUUGCUCUUAGCAUGUUUAAAGAAAGAUUUGUAUACGUGUAAGAAGAUGAAAGUGAUACAAGUUUAAGUUAUGCAGUAACAGUGUUAUACUUAAAUCACUUAAGACAGCAUGUUUUAGCAGGUGUACAUAUAAUUGAGAGAAACCAUAAGCGAACAGCAUGGAUCCUGACCAGACUGCGCAGAUGCGCAGGCUGGUCUGGAUCCAUGCUGGUCGCAAACCCAUUAUGUUGAUUUUCUCAUGGCGCGGCUCAUAUGGUGAAACAUCUUUCGUUUAUAAUUGCCAUGUAUCAUGUUUCCUUUAUUCAUGUAUUUUAUAAAAUCAUCUUUAUUAUGUCUGCUUUUACAAUUUUUCAAGUUUAUUAUUUAAUUCACUUUAGAGAUUUUAAAGCAUAAGUUUUUCAAUAUAUUUUUACACUUGCCCAGUUCUCAUCUAGGUAUUCUGGGUUCUAGGGUCCAAGAAGAACUUACCAAGUCAUAUAGCCCUGUUCAUCUGUCAGCUGUAUAUAGCUUGAACAUUAUGUCUAUGUUUUUUGUUUUGAAACAUUCAGUUGUACUUUCCAUAAAACUGCCAUCAAUACUUUACACUGUAAUUCCUAUAUAAGGAAAGAGUGAUGGCAUCAUUGUGUCGAAAAGGGCUGCCAUUUUAUUACAUUGAUAAUAAUUAAAUGGUUUUUAUUCUUUCUGUUUGUUGUCCAAUUUCCAUGACUUUCUGCAAGUUUUAAUUUUUUACAAAGCACAUUUUAAUAGAAAUAUUUCAAAUGUUGCGCAAGUUUAAGCUCAGAAUGUCUCUAGGGGUUUUGCUGUACCCCCAGCGUCAGUAUCAGUGUUGUGUGUAGACACCUUAUAAAGGAUUCUUAUGAAGUUCAUAUCUCAUUUAAUACUGAUCACAAGUGAAUGAAUCUUCACACAUGCUAGGUUUCUUCUAUUUGUUAGGCAGGUUUAUAUUGCAACCUGGCAGCUACUAUAGAUGUGCUCUGUAAAAGACUUUCACAGAGUGAUAGAGUAACUUAAACCAUCAUUUAGAAACAAAGAGACCAGCUUUCCUUUCUGGUAAAAUUCAUUUGAGACUUUAACUAUUUGCAGGUUGUAAUUUUGUAAUAAAUACUGAUUUUAUACACCCACUCAGCUCUCAGUUCACCAGUAAUUAAAGAAAUUCCUGAUAGACAGUAAACACAAUGUUUCAUAUUCAUGUGCACUAUAAAAAAGUGUAAAAUUUUACAAAGUUUCAAAUGAUACAUUAAUAAAAGGUUUUCCAUUCACAGUUAUUUGGUGAUAUAUGAAAGAGAACAAAUGUACACUAUUGUAUGACAAUACCAUUGUAAAAUUAUACUGACAAAGUAUUGAAUAUUUAAGUUUUUAUUAGUAAUUAUUUUCACACACCUUUUUCCUUUUAUUCUUUUUAUAUUUAUGAAUGUGCGAAAUGAGAUAGAUGGACUUGUCAAGUUAUUUCAGUAUUUACACAUACAAAUGAAGUGGGAGUAGCAUUAAACAAAGAAGGUGAUGGUCAGAUGUCUAAUUCAUUUAUCAAAUGAGAACAUGUGAACACAAAUAUUAAUUGUAUAUAUAUAGAAAGAAAAAAGUAGGGGGGGUUUCUGUAAACAAUAUUGGUGAAAUGAUAUAAAGUGUGUCCCUUUUCCUGAGAUUGCAUGCCGAUAAACAUUAAAUAAUAGCGAAAGCUAAUUUUACUGACACUAAAAAACAAAAUUGUACCACCAUGACUACACGACUUUUUUUGCCCCCAAAAGUUGUGGGAGGGCACUUUGAGUUGCCAUACCUUUCUAGUGUCUAUGUUGUACUUUCGAUGAAUGAGAAUAGAUAGUGGAAAUUUAAUGGAAAUGCAAACAGAAUUAAAGAUAUGAAACAGAUAUACAUUAAACUACAGUAUUCUUUGUAAUUUUGCUAUGAUUUGAAAAAAAAAUUAGCAUCUUUCAAAAUUCAUACUAAUGUUGGGGAAGUGGAACUGCUUAUUGUCAUAGAAAAGUGGGGUCACUUCCUGACAAAAAAAUGUCAGACAUCUGAGUUAGAAAUUUUAUUACUGAUCAUGUGUUCAUGUAACUUGUGUAAGUGCCUCGCUUUCAGUUAAGUAAUUUUGGGGUUGAUUGUGAAACUUCUGUAUCGGAAUUUGAAUAUAGUUAGUUAUACAAUAGCUUCAUGAUUAAUGCUUAAUAUCAUUAAUGUGUUGAGUAUAAGGUACUUACAUUAUGUUUAUUAAUAUAUGUGAGAAUAAUAAUGUAAGUUCUUUGUACAUGCUGUGAAUAAGAUCAGAACAGUACUAAAGUGACUGAAUUGUGUUCAUAUUUGUAAGUUUUUAAUAUUCUUUUCUAUUUUAUUAUUGAUUUUUUUUUAUGAAGUCUGUCUCAGGAUUUAUAUGUAAAAUAAAUUUCUUGAAA
Molecule: messenger RNA, 5440 nt
Organism: Mercenaria mercenaria
Lineage: Eukaryota; Metazoa; Mollusca; Bivalvia; Venerida; Veneridae
Exons: 4
Coding region: 52-522 (156 amino acids)
Source: RefSeq, a predicted model, not a curated record